GGGGUAGGCCGCUAGAAGAGGGGUAGCCGGGUAGCUAAAGUAACCUUCUAGUAACUGGAUGCAGGAGAGCUCACGCACUAUUCAUUUGGUGAUUUUGGAAACUUCAGAUUUGAAAGUUGAAAACUUGAGAUUUGAGCAACAAGAAGCUACUAGUAGCUAGAAGCUACUAGGUGGAGGAGGCCAUUCCUAUUAGGUUCCUUAUGCUACGAACGGAGCUCCUGGCAUCGCUCGAGUUGGGAUUCUGAGGCAGCGUUCAUCAACUCCCCCACCGGGCCUCUCACGACCCAUUUCUGGGGGCCUGUGGCCAAUUGGGGAUUGGCAGCCUCUGGCAUGUAUGAUGCUGCUCUCAAAGGGCCCGAGAUCAUCAAUGAGCGUAUGUCAGCAACGCAGGUGCCGCUACUAGGGGCUCCUGGCAUCGCUACUAGGAACAAUGAAGAACAUCCAUGGCCUUGCGACAACUCUCCGCAAACUUUUUCGAGCACACAGGUGGGCGGAGCAUAAGAUGGCUUCUGAGCCGGAAACUGGCCCAAGCACAGUGCGAAACGCUGGUUUGAUGGCAGCUGGUGCAGCAGCAGGCAUCGGAGCGAUGAUUGCUGCAAGCACGCCUCUCCAGAACAGCUUGAAGGGGGGCAGCGGAUUCUUGGCACGAAUGGCCACACACCCUGCUGGGCCUUUCUACAUUCACUUCUGGGCUCCUAACUUCAAGUGGGCACUCUCAAUCAACAAUCUCAUGGACUAUGAUCGGCCCACUGACAAGAUCAGCUUAUCAAUGACAAGUGCAUUGACCUUGACGGGUCUCAUUUUUAUGCGCUGGUCCUUCGUGAUUACGCCUGUGAACUACAGCCUUUUUGCUGUGAAUUGCGCGUUGUCAACCUCUUCCGGCUAUCUCCUCGCGCGGAAAGUGAAGGCAGAUUAUUUUGAAGCGGCAUGAUCUUUAAAGUGGGUAAUUUAUAAGUUCAUUGUUUGGAAA
Durusdinium trenchii is the source of this 970-nucleotide messenger RNA. Lineage: Eukaryota; Dinophyceae; Suessiales; Symbiodiniaceae. The record is from the annotation of a GenBank genome assembly.